Glycine soja is the source of this 1897-nucleotide messenger RNA. RefSeq names its product protein trichome birefringence-like 23. The record is from RefSeq and is a predicted model, not a curated record. Gene Ontology annotation, molecular function: O-acetyltransferase activity. Lineage: Eukaryota; Viridiplantae; Streptophyta; Magnoliopsida; Fabales; Fabaceae. Bases 270 to 1715 code for a protein of 481 amino acids. The transcript is spliced from 4 exons. Gene Ontology annotation, cellular component: Golgi apparatus.
AUGCAUCUGAAGCUAAAAAACAAUGGUCUUCAAUUCUUAAUUAAACACUGUGAAAUAACUGGUGGAGAAUUUUGUCCUGUCAUCCAAACUAUUAAUCAGUCGGUCACACGGAUCUAGGAAGCAAUGGACUACUUCACUUUACCCCGUCUUGUUAGCUUCUUCAUUUUUUUGCUCAAAAAGACUCAACAACCCCGUUCCAUGCUCAGUAUUUCUGACUUGUGUUUGUCCAAGCACUGAGCCAGAUACAGAACCAACCAAAAACAAAGAAAAUGAGGAUGGAUUAUUUGAAGCAAAAGUUUCCCUUCAACCACAAAAAUUUCUUUCUCAAGUCGCUUCUCACAAUCUUCUUCCUAGGCCUCGCUUUCUGCAUCCUCUUCUAUCACUCCCUGUCCCCCCUGAUUUCCCCAGUUUUGGAAUCCCCAUUUCCUGAGAAAGUGACAUUACCAGAACCUCAAAACCCACCUCAGACUUCAACUGUUCUAGAACAUGUUCCCGAACUACUACCUGUUCCACAACACCCAACUAUUCUGGAACAUGCUCCCGAACUACUACCUGUUCCAGAACCCCCAACUAUUCUGGAACAUGCUCCCGAAACUGAAGAUCAACUAUCUCCCACAGACUCAAAGAAAUGUGAUUACUUUAGUGGGGAUUGGGUCCCGAACCCUUCGGGUCCGGCUUACACUAAUGAAAGCUGUGACCUCAUUGUAUCUCAUCAAAAUUGCUUGAAGAAUGGGAGGCCUGAUACAGAGUUUCUGUAUUGGAGGUGGGCUCCAAGAGAUUGUGAUUUGCCUCAGUUUGAUCCAGAAAGGUUUCUCAACAUGAUGUGGAACAGAGCCUGGGCACUUGUUGGUGAUUCCAUUUCACUCAACCAUGUGCAAUCGCUGCUCUGCAUUCUUGCCAAGAUCUUGCUUUCUUGGUUCCAAUGCCAAAUGUUGGAGGUGGAACAACCUGUCUUAUUCUACUAUAACAAGGAAAACAGGUGCAAAAGCUGGCGUUUUCCCUCAUACAACUUCAGUAUGUCACUUAUUUGGUCACCAUUCCUUGUGGAAGCUGCUAUUUUUGAAGACGAAAAUGGUGUUUCAAGUUCUAAUGUUGAGCUACAUCUCGACAAACUGGAUAGUAAAUGGACUGAUCAGUACCUUGACUUUGAUUACAUUAUUUUUUCAACUGGGAAAUGGUUUCUCAAAUCUGCAAUCUACUAUGAGAAUGACACCAUAUUGGGCUGCCACUUCUGUCCUAAGAGGAACCUGACAGAGCUGGGGUUUAACCUGGCUUAUCGGAAAGCCUUGAAAUUAGUGAUGAACUUCAUAGUGUCUUCAAAUCACAAAGGGGUGAUUUUUUUCCGGACAUUCACACCUGAUCAUUUUGAAAAUAUGGAGUGGUUUAAUGGGGGAACUUGCAAUAGAACGGCACCAAUUAAAGAAGGUGAGAUGGAAAUGAAAUAUUUGAGCAAGAUGCUCCGUGACGUUGAGUUAGAUGAGGUUGGAAAGGCAGCUUCUGAAGCUUCAAAAAAUGGGGUGAAUUUGAAGCUUGUGGAUAUUGCUCCACUUUCACUAUUGAGACCUGAUGGGCAUCCUGGUCCAUACAGGCAAUUUCAUCCAUUUGAAGAGGACCAAAAUGCUUCUAAAGUACAGAAUGAUUGUUUGCAUUGGUGCUUACCUGGGCCUAUUGACUCUUGGAAUGAUAUAAUAAUGGAUAUGAUUGUCAAUGAGUAAGAAAAAAGAUACUGUAAUCAGUUAAAUGCUCCAUACAGUUGUGAAUAUUGAGUGCAUUGUUACUCUAUAUACUGUGUGUGAUUCUUGACAUUCAUAUUCAUACAGAAGGACAAUGGAAAUUGGAGGCAAAUAAAUUGAAUGUAUAAGUAUUUUUUCUUCAAUAAAUAAUAAGUUAUCCUCGA